Molecule: messenger RNA, 624 nt
Organism: Fusarium venenatum
Lineage: Eukaryota; Fungi; Ascomycota; Sordariomycetes; Hypocreales; Nectriaceae
Product: acyl-CoA N-acyltransferase
Molecular function (GO): acyltransferase activity, transferring groups other than amino-acyl groups
Source: RefSeq, a predicted model, not a curated record
AUGGCUGAGCCUAACAAGUUAAUCUCGCCUUCACCACCUAGCGAAGAGCCGGGUACUCUGCUUGUGGAAACCGAACGUCUUAUCGUACGACGAUACCAUCUCUCAGAUGCACAUGUACUAGCGAGUGCGGCCAACAAUAAAGCCAUUGCUGCCAACUUACGCAACACAUUCCCAUCACCGUAUACUCUCGAAAAUGCUCAGAACUUUCUUGUCAACAUGGCCUGCAAGCCUGACGGAACAUCUUAUCCGUACCACAACGGCAUCUUUCUCAAACCCAACACAGCCGAAAACCCAUCGACGGAGCCCCUCUUCAUCGGCGCUAUAGGCGCAAUGCCCAAAAACGAUAUGUACUUCCGUACGUGGGAGAUAGGCUACUGGCUGGCUGAGCCGGCUUGGGGCAAAGGCUAUAUGCCAGAGGCUGCAAAGGCAUUCAUACGGUGGUGCUUUCAGACGUGGCCCGACUUGAACAGAAUUGAGGCAGUGGUCAAAAGCUCAAAUGCUGCGGGUCUGACUACAGUCAAAAAGUUGGGUUUCACAUAUGAAGGCACAAGAAGAGGUGCAAUUUUCAAGAACGGUGAGAUCCUGGAUGAAGUCCAGUUUGGAUUUCUGAGAAGCGACUUGUAA